AACAAAAAGAAUUAUCUACGAUUUUAGCAACUCAGACCAUAAACAUUCCAGUUGGACUUCAACCUCUCACCUUUCGGCGAAAAAACAAAAUAAAAACUCCUUGAAAAAAUUUGCGGACACACAGUAACACACACACCAACGAAGAUCCGUUGUGUAUGACUUCUGCAGACUGAUUGAAGAUUUUGUAUUGACCGACUGUUGAACUGUUAUGGAGGAGAGUUUGGUGAAGAGGCUCGAAGCCGCGGUGGCGCGGCUGGAGACGCUCUCGGUCGGAGGAUUCCGGCAGGGGGUUGCGGCUGAGGACGGCGGAGGUGCGGCGGCGGCGGAAGAUCCGUCGAUUGUGGCGUUUGAUGAUCUGAUUUCGCAGUGUGUUGGCAGAGUUACGAGCGCUGCGGAGAAGAUUGGAGGACAGGUUCAGGAUGUGUCUAAGGCAAUCGCGGAAGCUUUUAGUGUGGAGAGGGAGCUCCUUGUUAAAAUCAAGCAAACUCAGAAACCUGAUAUGGCAGGCCUGAUUGAAUUCCUCAAGCCAUUGAACGAGGUCAUCAGCAAAGCUUCUGCAUUGACAGAGGGAAGGCGAUCUGACUUUGCCCACCACUUGAAGACUGGUGCUGAUAGUCUGGCUGCUUUAGGAUGGAUUGCAUAUACAGGAAAAGAUUGUGGUAUGAGCAUGCCUAUAGCACAUGUAGAAGAAAGCUGGCAAAUGGCUGAGUUUUAUUGUAAUAAGGUCCUUGUGGAAUAUAGAAACAAAGAUGCAAACCAUGUCGAGUGGGCUAAGGCUUUAAAAGAACUUUAUUUGCCUGGGUUAAGGGAUUAUGUGAAGGCUCAUUACCCACUUGGCCCUGUAUGGAAUGCCACAGGAAAGAUUGCAGCCGCUGCCCCAGCUAAAGCUCCAAUCCGUGGUGCUCCUGCUCCUCCACCGCCUCCACCUGCUUCACUUUUUAGUUCUGAAACAGCUCAACCUUCUUCAUCAGGCCCCAAGGAAGGCAUGUCUGCCGUCUUUGCAGAACUGAAUUCUGGAAAGCCAGUUACUUCAGGUUUGAAGAAGGUCACUGCUGAUAUGAAAACCAAGAAUCGUGUGGACAGAAGUGGCAUUGUUACUGCUCCCGAGAAGGGAGGUCGUGCUGGUUCAUCUUCUUUCUCAAAGUCAGGACCUCCAAAAUUAGAGCUUCAAAUGGGUCGUAAAUGGGUUGUUGAGAAUCAAAUUGGGAGAAAUAAUCUAGUAAUUGAUGAUUGUGACGCAAAACAGUCGGUCUAUGUGUUUGGCUGUAAAAAUUCGGUUCUGCAGGUUCAAGGGAAAGUAAACAACAUUACAAUUGAUAACUGCACUAAGAUGGGGGUGGUCUUCAAGGAUGUUGUGGCAGCUUGUGAGAUUGUCAAUUGCAGUGGCGUGGAGGUGCAAUGUCAGGGUUCGGCUCCAACAAUUUCAGUAGACAAUACUGCGGGUUGCCAGUUGUACUUGAGCAAAGACGCAUUGGGUGCUUCUAUUACGACAGCAAAGUCGAGUGAAAUCAAUGUAUUGGUACCUGGUUCUGAACCAGAUGGCGAUUGGGGUGAGCAUGCUUUGCCACAACAGUAUAUCCAUGUUUACAAAGAUGGCCAAUUCGUGACAACUCCAGUCUCCCACUCCGGUGGCUGAAAAGACCGUCGAAGCAUCGAUGAACCCGCUUCCCCCUCACGACCCUGUCUUUUUAAAAGGUUGGGGAAUUUUCAAGUCUUCUUCUUCGGUUGAUUGCCCUGCCAUACCCAUUCAAUAUUUGUUUUACUUAUGAUUGUUGUGUUGUGCUAUGCUCGUAGUUUGUUUCUCGAAGAAGCUGUCUGUUUUUUUUUUUUUUUUUGGCAGAAAACUCAACUUUUUCGUGUUUGAUUGUUAGUGAAAAUUUGUUUUCCAGACAUGUUUUACCGUUAUGCUCUCCUAAUUAAUAGAUUUUCUUUUUCGAAUUUUGAAUCA
This is a messenger RNA of Salvia miltiorrhiza (redroot sage), 1948 nucleotides long. Its product is annotated as cyclase-associated protein 1. The transcript is spliced from 10 exons. Gene Ontology annotation, molecular function: actin binding; adenylate cyclase binding. The coding region runs from base 209 to 1636 and encodes 475 amino acids. Gene Ontology annotation, cellular component: cytoplasm. NCBI's taxonomy places the organism in Eukaryota, Viridiplantae, Streptophyta, Magnoliopsida, Lamiales, Lamiaceae. Gene Ontology annotation, biological process: regulation of adenylate cyclase activity; cytoskeleton organization. The record is from RefSeq and is a predicted model, not a curated record.